Molecule: messenger RNA, 2786 nt
Organism: Teleopsis dalmanni
Lineage: Eukaryota; Metazoa; Arthropoda; Insecta; Diptera; Diopsidae
Exons: 4
Coding region: 13-561 (182 amino acids)
Source: RefSeq, a predicted model, not a curated record
AAAUUUUUUUUUAUGUCAUACAAAAUUUUACGGUUUGGGAAAGUUCAAAAUUAUGGUUUGAUUUAUUUUUAUUCUAUAAUGGCUAUAAAAGACUACUUAUAUGAAGAAAGUGCUGAGGCCGCAAAGACACCUGAGCAAAAGGCAAAAUUUCAAAUGUAUCAAAGUAUUUGUCCCAAUGUUGUACCAACUAAUGAAGUUCCAAAUGUUUUACAUCUAAAUCAAUUGAACAUUGAUUAUGAUGAUAUGGAAUAUUCCGAAAAUGAUGAAAGUGAUGAAAGUAGCUCUGGGGCUGAAUAUGAUCCUUACUAUGAUGAUGAGUACAGUGAAGGAGGCUAUGCUCCUAAUGUUGACUAUGAUCCGACAGAGCAUGAUUCUGAUUAUGACUCUGAUGAUGAUGAAGAAAGCGACGAAGAGUCAGAUGAUGGAGUUGAUGUUUACCAUUUGCAGGAGUAUUUACUAGAAUUAUAUAAAAUUAAAAUAAUGCAAGCAAAAGUGAAGAUUCUCGAAGACUUUUUUAAGUUCAUCGAGGACCACAAUUUCCAAAUAAAUGAAGAAACAUAAAUUAAAUAUAUGAAAUUCAGUCCAUUUGGUUAAAAAAAAAGUACUUUAAAAGUUGUCGUACUUAUUUUUUUCAACUUAUUGUCAACUGAUUAUCAUGUUGCCGCAGAACAAAUCAUAUUUCUGUGAAGAUCAUUAGUCAUUGGUAUUCCUUUUAGAAUAAGAAGAAAAGAUUUUAAGACUAUUAAAGUACCACAUUUGCAAAAAUUGGCUUUCUCAACAGAAUGUCAGAAAAUCACAAUGCAGUACAUACAAAAGGCAGCAGAGGAUACUCGGCUUUUUGACAGGUGGUAUGAUCACCUGUACUGUUACGUUUUACUUUUAACCAUCCAAUGCCAGUUAUGCAAGUAAAUAAGCAGUAAGGAUGCAGCAGAAAACGAUGUUGAUUUUGAAUAUUUCUCACUAAAUUUAAUCAAAAAUCUAUGCCACAUACUACUUACUAUUCUGAUUUUAUUGGUCUUGAAGUCUUGGUGGUAUUCUUAAUACACAACAUUAUUGGUAUCACGAUAAUAUUAAUGUCAUGCAAAUCACCGUCACGAAUGUGUACUCAAAAUAUAGAAGAAGUAUAUACAAGUGUUAGUAAAUGACGCUUAGCUAUAUUUGAAGCUGUACGAAUAGUCGAAACUAAAUGUCUAUUUUGACUUAGGUAUCGCUAGCCGUAUGAUAACCUGAGUAGCAACAAUGAAUAGAAAUAGGAAGGAUUAAAAAGUUAAAUUAUCUCUCUUCGAAUCUGUUUCUGCAAGAAAUGAAUUUGAAGAGCUGAUGUCAUUAUAAUGGAUAACUUAUAGACAUUGUGAGGUUACUGCAGUCAUGUGAACUAUUGUGAAGUAUAUAUUAACUAACUAACAGUUAAUAUCUUUGAAGAUAAUAUCAAAAGGUCUCACAUCUAAACUGUUGGGAACCGUAUCUUAGAUCAUAUAUGUAUACACCUCUGCACCGCCUGUUUAAUUCUCUAAAAGAAAAUUCUCCAGUUACUGAAGAGAAAAGAGUUGUUCAAACAGAAAAAGUUAAUGAUAAUGCCGAAAAUGACUUACAACUUAAUUACCGUUCUGAAAAAGAUAGUAUCCAAUAUGCUGCAGACACUAAUUUUAUAACCAACAAAAAUUUGUGAACUCAGUGUUACUCAUACCAAUCCGUAUAUUGAGGUUGUGAUCUUAUUAUUAUAAUAUACAUUAGCUUCAUGACAAGAAAGACGAAGCCAAAUGACAGAGCAAGCGGAAUGUUAAGCUAAAAUACAUUUGGGACUGAAUGGUGAGUCAUAUUUAAGAACAGAAAGCAAUGUUGAAAAGUACGCAGAAUUAACUUUACUAUCUAUACUGUCUACCGUAUACGUAAACAAAGUACUGCUGUAUCUAGUUUUGAUCUUAUUAAACGUAUAAACAAGAUACCUACUGCAGUAAAAUUGCUGAUCACCACAAUUAUAUCAUUAUUCCAACGGAAUUGUCUUUAUGCAGAUUUUGAACGAAAUGAAACCGGCCUGUUUUGUUCUCCUAACACCAAUUUUUAGGUAACAAAAGCUAGAUAACAACAAUUGCUUUAUGUUUAUCCAAAAAGGAUCUCCUACAUCACUGAAUAAAAAAUUAAAGAAGAUGAUAAAAGGUCGGAUUCUGUCUGUAAUGAUAAUUUGUGAAUUUUAAUAGAUUCUAUCGCCUUCAUUAGUAAGCACUUGCAGAAAACCUUUUACAGCAAAUGUGGUCCAUCAAGCUAUAUACUGGACAAUAACUUCACAGAAGCGACCAUUCAAUCUGUACGAAAAAAUACUUAAGUAUUGUACAACUUUUUUGACCUAUCACAUCAAGUACUAAAUGGACUGUUAAUCAUAUAUAAAACUUUUGCGAAUUAUUAAAACUCACUUCAGAAUUGGAACUUACUUUAACAUUUGGAAUAAAGAGACUCGAAUAAAUCUGAAACUUGAAUCUAUUUUUAUGAAUGUUAUGGAUCUAUACUUAAGAUAACAAUUAUGGAUCUAUACUUAUACUUAACAAUUACAUUUAUUAUGUAAAAAUUAGACAGAAGUGGAGAUUACAUCAAACAAGUAUAACUGCAAAAUCCAAAAACCCGUUUCAGAAAAUUUGUCGAUUUGAAACCUACUCGACGAUGUAAAUUAUGUUAUUAGACUUAUAUGUUAAACUUAUGUUAGACUUAUGUUAAAUGUUAGACUUAUAAAUUUGCUCUUCCUUGUGUUUCAGCUAAACUUUAAACCAUCAAAUAAAUCAAAAGCAUAAUAA